GAUGAAAAAAUAUGUUUAUCUAACGAACACGAUUUAAUUUAUGACGAAUUAAUAUCAAUUAUAAUGGAUCAUCAAGCAGUUAUGAAGAAAUAUGGUGAACUAUUAACUUUAUUCAAACCAUUAAUGGUGUUGCAAGUUUUUUGGUCAUCACUAUCGCUCAUCAUGGUUUGGUUUAGUUUCAUAAUGAGUUUCUUCGGCCAAGAUAGAUUUGUUGCUUCGGAAGUUACAACAAUCAAAUUAAUUUGCUUAAUACCUUCAAUUUCAUUUCAAAUAUUUUUGGUGUGUUCUUUAUUUACCAAUUUACACAAUCAAAAAGAUUCAAUAAUAUUCGCAUUAUACAGCAGUAAUUGGACUGAAAUGAAUAUUAAGUGUAGAAAAUUAAUAUUGCUAACGAUGAGAAUGAAUAAUACAAACCAAAAAAAAUUAAAAUUUACUGGAACAAAAAUUGUAAACUUGGAAUUAUUUUAUAAAAUUAUGAGUCAUUGCUACUCAGUUGUAUCGGUUUUAAUAAAUUGUAUAAAAGCAAAGAAUGAAUAA
Molecule: messenger RNA, 537 nt
Organism: Myzus persicae (green peach aphid)
Lineage: Eukaryota; Metazoa; Arthropoda; Insecta; Hemiptera; Aphididae
Product: odorant receptor 46a-like
Exons: 5
Coding region: 64-537 (157 amino acids)
Biological process (GO): detection of chemical stimulus involved in sensory perception of smell; sensory perception of smell
Cellular component (GO): plasma membrane
Molecular function (GO): olfactory receptor activity; odorant binding
Source: RefSeq, a predicted model, not a curated record